Molecule: messenger RNA, 1055 nt
Organism: Leguminivora glycinivorella
Lineage: Eukaryota; Metazoa; Arthropoda; Insecta; Lepidoptera; Tortricidae
Product: allergen Tha p 1-like
Exons: 3
Coding region: 24-347 (107 amino acids)
Source: RefSeq, a predicted model, not a curated record
UUUGUAAGAUAACUUAGAUCAGAAUGCGCGCCCUCCUCCUGUGCUUGGGAUUGUUGGCCACCGUAGCGGCCCAAAACUAUGAUGAGGUGUUCAAAACCGACGCCUCAGCGAUCUUGGAAGACAAGGCCAAGUGGAAGAUGCUGUUCAACUGUCUCAUGAACCGCGGUCCGUGUGAAGAGUACCAGGUUAUAAAAGAUGCGCUGCCUAAACUUGUCGCGACUAAAUGCGAAGAAUGCACCCCAGAACAGAAGGAGAAGUUCAACAAGAUUAUGCAGCAGUUCGCACAGAAGUACCCAGAAGAUUACGCGGAACUGUCCAAGAAGAUGUUCCCUAAGCCUGACGAAUAAAUGGUUGUUGUAAGAGAGAUUUCACAUUGCGUCCGCUAUCGGAUUUCGGACCUUUUGAUAAAUAAUUAUAUGACAUUUUUACGCAAAUUGAGGUAAGCUUAAGAAAGCUUGUGAUGCUCAGAUGAUAUGUACACUUAAUUUAAUGUGAGUACCUUUUGCCCAUGCCAAAACAAAGUAACUUUUUGAGAAAAACAAUUGUCAGAUAAUUAAUGAUUCCCUACAAAACUACACAUAUAAGGCAUUAGAUCCUUUCAGUUUUGAAAAAAAUAAAUGGCACUUUUUAACUCCUCCGUAUAAGUGUACAAGUUUCUAAUGGGUCGGCAACGCGCAUGUGACACUCCUUGAGUUGCAGGCGUCCAUAGGUUAUGGAGACCGCUUUCCAUCAGGCGGACUGUAUGCUUGUUUGCUACCUACGUAGUAUUAAAAAAAGUAAUCAUACCGUCUCUGCUAUCCGAUGUCGGAACGUAAAUUAUGAAAUCCUCUUAAUUUUAUUAGUACCUAUUGACUUUACGCUAUAAAUGUUGUAUUAAAUGCAAUACUGUGAAAUUAUUCUUUUUUUUGUACAAGUGGCGAGUUAACUUGGUUAAAAAUUAAUAAAAUAAUAUAUAAUAAAUAUAUUGGUUUCUUUAUUUCUGUGUAGGUGAGAAAUGAUUGUUUUUUUUUCAAAUAAAUGUACGAACACAAUAAAAAAUUAAGCAAGAAAUAAAA